UUUAGCAAUAUCACACAUUUUGCAAUGGCUCUCCUUCAGCAACUGUUUCUCCCAACAUGCUUGGUCGUAGCAGCUUUGCUGAUAGUUCUCUUGAUGAGCAAGUCUAGGAAAAGAAAGAGCAACCUCCCACCGAGCCCUCCUAAGUUGCCUAUCAUCGGCAAUCUUCACCAGCUUGGCCAAUCGCCACACAUAUCUCUCCAUCGCCUUGCGAGAAAGUACGGGCCAAUCAUGUCCUUGCAGCUCGGCGAAGUCCCGACCAUAGUCAUUUCUUCAGCCGCAAUGGCCAAGGAGGUGAUGAAAACCCAUGACCUAGUGCUCGCGAACCGCCCUCAGAUCUUCUCUGCCAAGCACUUGUUUUAUGACUGCACAGACAUGGGCUUCUCUCCCUAUGGCGCUUAUUGGAGGCACAUAAGGAAAAUCUGCAUGCUCCAAGUGCUUACCGCAAAACGGGUUCAGUCAUUUAGUCAUGCCAGGGAGGAAGAAGUUGCUCGUUUAAUUCAUCGGAUUGCAGAGUCUUUUCCAGGCACCACAAAUCUUUCCAAACUGCUCGGUUUAUAUGCAAAUGACGUUCUAUGCCGGACUGCUUUUGGGAGGGACUUUUCAGCAGGAGGGGAUUAUGAUAAGCAUGGAUUUCAAAAGAUGCUGGAGGAGUAUCAGGAGCUGCUUGGGGGAUUCAGCAUAGGAGAUUUCUUUCCUUCCAUGGAAUUCAUUCAUAGCCUGACCGGGAUGAAAUCUAGACUUCAACACACUUUCAAGCGCUUCGAUAAUCUUUUUGACCAGAUACUGAGAGAACAUUCAAAUGAAAGCAGAACUACGGAGGCGCAGAAAGAUCUAGUGGAUGUUUUGAUCGAUAUCGAGAAGAAUGGUUACGGUGACAUGCCCCUUACAAGAGCCAAUGUUAAAGCCCUCAUCCUGCCCAUCCAUGUUGCAGGAUUUUUUGCAGCAGGAACAGAUACAACAUUCAUCACUCUUGACUGGGCAAUGACAGAGCUUGUCAUGAACCCAAAAGCCAUCGAAAGAGCACAAGCCGAACUACGAAGCGUCGUGGGAGAGAGACAAUACGUGCAAGAGACUGACCUACCUCAAUUACCAUACUUGAAGGCUAUCAUCAAGGAGGUAUUCCGACUGCAUCCUCCUGCUCCUGUGUUAGUCCCAAGAGAAUCCAUGGAGGAAGUAAUAAUUGAUGGAUACUGCAUUCCGGCAAAAACGCGUUUCUUUGUUAAUGCUUGGUCAAUAGGGCGUGAUCCGCAAUCCUGGGUUGAUCCUGAAGUAUUUCUACCAGAAAGGUUUUUGGAUAGCACCAUCGACUUCAAGGGACAGGACUUUGAGCUGAUACCAUUUGGCGCAGGCCGAAGAAGCUGCCCAGGUAUUACAUUUGGAAAUGCCAGUGUAGAGAUUGCUUUAGCUCAACUUCUUCACAGUUUCGAUUGGCAACUUCCUCCUGGUGUCCACCCAAAAGAUUUGGAUAUGGAAGAAGCUUUUGGCAUCACAAUGCAUAGGAUCGAAAACCUUGUUGUCGUCGCCAAACCCUGCUUCUCCUAGACAAAGAUGAACAACAAACAAGCUCGCUGAAAAUCUCCUCUUCGUCUUGGUUUAAUAAUAUCUAAGCUUUUGCUUGUUAUGGAAGCUCCGAAAGGAAAUGAAGCUAGAUGCUAUCUAUCGUUAAAGAAUUAAGCAUAUGCUAUAUGUGCUUGGUCUGCAUCGCUAGGCAGGUACUAUUAGUUUAAGUCAUGAACAGUCGAUGUAUUCUCGGUGUUGAAGCAUUAGCUAGUGGACUUAAUUACCACUAGUUAAUAAGGGGGUGUUAUUUCGACCAAAAAUAAAAUAAGGUGGUGUUAAAUAAGGUA
Messenger RNA from Eucalyptus grandis, 1847 nucleotides. Its product is annotated as cytochrome P450 71AP13-like. Lineage: Eukaryota; Viridiplantae; Streptophyta; Magnoliopsida; Myrtales; Myrtaceae. The coding region runs from base 25 to 1542 and encodes 505 amino acids. The record is from RefSeq and is a predicted model, not a curated record. Gene Ontology annotation, molecular function: heme binding; monooxygenase activity; iron ion binding. The transcript has 2 exons.